AGAGAAGAUGCUGGCACCAAAAUUCAUAAUCAACAACAAAUAACUAGCAUCACUGUUUUCUGUUUUGCCUGCACUGGUUCUAAGGAUAACUGCUUUCUGUCUUAAAAACAAUUAAAAAAAGCCCUUUGAGGCCAGUUCAUUUCAAAUUGCAUAAAAGAUAUUCUUUACUUACUGCUUAGAACAGUUUGUUAUUUCUUUCUCUUUCAUUUAAAAUCUGCUAAAAUGCAAUAGUUGUUAAUUUUCAACUGGGCAUGUCUCUGGAGUCACUUUUCCAAUAAGAAAGUUAUGUCAAACCAUCCAACUUCCUUUUUCGGUUCCUUCUCAGCCAAAGUCUUGUCAGUACAGAAUGGUUUGGGUUAAAUACUCGGUUAUAGGAAAUUCAAUUCAGAACAAAAAGCAGGUAGAACUUCCUUAGUUGAGGGUUUGUAGGAAGGUUUUUAGAGUUUUUAUUCACUGGAUCUUUCCCCUUCACAUUUCAAGAAAAAAAAAUGUUUCCUUUUUCUUCCCUUAUUCAGAUGAAAGUAUAAAUGCAGCCUACAUAUCACUGAACCUCAUCUUUUAAAAUAUUCAGUUUAUUGUGUACCAUUUGACUCCAUCGUGCAUAAUUUUCUUCUUCUCAUUUUUAAGGGACUGCUGUAAUGCUGAGAAGUACGAGCCAUGUGUAACCUGGGGGUGACCCACUCAGGGGUGCUGCUGCUUUUCAUCACAGUCACUCAGUCAGCUCUCAAACCAGCAAUGCCUCCCGUGAUCAAAGACCAGCCUUUCAACAUUUUCUGGGCAGCUUCGACAGUUUAUUGUAAGGAUUUCUUCAAGGUGAAUAUGAACCUUCAAUCAUUUAACAUUAUAUCAAAUCCUUUAGAGACUCACAGUGGAUCAACAAUUGCCAUAUUCUAUCCAAAUGAAUUGGGAUAUUAUCCUUUUUUCUCCCAAGAUGGAAAAUCCUUUAAUGGAGGAAUACCGCAGAAUAUGAGCCUUUCUAAACACGUUAAGAAAACGGCCGAAGAUAUUGCCAAAGCUGUCUCUUGGUGGCAGUCGGAAGGACUUGUUAUUAUUGACUGGGAAGGUUGGAAGCCCCAGUGGGAGAGGAACUGGGGCAGCAGAAUAAUAUAUAAAAAGCACUCCUUAGCCUUCACGAGACAGCAUCACCCUGAGUGGCCAGAAGCCAAAGUGAAAACAGUUGCCCAACAGGAAUUCGAAAAGGCUGGAAGGAGUUUUAUGAAUGUCACUCUCACAUUGGCUUUAGAAAUGAGACCAAAACAUUUAUGGGGCUUUUAUCUCUAUCCAGAUUGCUACAAUUAUGAUUACAGGAUAAACCCAGAGUUCUAUACAGGUAAUUGCCCAAAUGAUGAGAUUUUCCGCAAUGACCAGCUCCUUUGGCUGUGGAACAAAAGCACAGCACUUUUUCCUUCAAUAUAUUUGGAUAAAAUACUAAAGUCAAGUUCAAAUGCAUUGAAAUUUGUUCAUUAUCGAAUUAGAGAAGCCAUGAGAAUUGCUGAAAUGGCUAGACAAGAUUAUGCUUUGCCAGUUUUUAUUUUUUCCAGACCAUUUUAUUUGAAAAGUAUUGAAGUUCUGUCAGAGGAGGACUUAGUGCACACUAUUGGUGAAAGUGCUGCAUUGGGGGCAGCAGGAAUAAUAUUGUGGGGAGGAAAUGAAUAUUCUGGUUCAAAGGAGACCUGCUUAUCUGUGCAACAAUCUAUUCAAGGGCCACUGGGACACUAUGCUGUUAAUGUAACAUCUGCAGCCAAGCUCUGCAGUCAAAGUCUAUGCAACAGUCAUGGAAGAUGUGUUCGAAAAACACCUGAAUCCUCCUCUUAUCUGCAUAUGCCUGAAAGCAGCAGAAAGAAAUAUGUUCCACAAAAGAGCUUCAGAUUUGUCAUUUCUGAAAAGAGCAAACUGCAGACAAUAAUGGACAUGAAGAAUAGAUUUGUGUGUCACUGCUAUUAUAGCUGGGGUGGAGAGUCUUGCCAUCUUCCCUACUCAGAUUUCUUGAGUUGGAAGAACAAGGCUCCUGAUGCUAACUUUAACUUCCCAGUUUUUCUUGGCAUGAACUUAUCUGUGAUUCUGAUGAAUUUCUUUCCUCCCUACUACAAUGUCAAACUUUUUUCUUUCAAUAGUAAAGAGUAGAAAAUGUUGACUGACUUUCUUCAACCUCAGACAUCUUCUACAAUAUUUAUUGGAUUUAAAAUAAAAAAAAAUGUAUAAAAAGGAA
Molecule: messenger RNA, 2209 nt
Organism: Ictidomys tridecemlineatus (thirteen-lined ground squirrel)
Lineage: Eukaryota; Metazoa; Chordata; Mammalia; Rodentia; Sciuridae
Product: hyaluronidase-1-like
Biological process (GO): hyaluronan catabolic process; carbohydrate metabolic process
Cellular component (GO): cytoplasmic vesicle
Molecular function (GO): hyalurononglucosaminidase activity
Source: RefSeq, a predicted model, not a curated record